AUGAGUCUUAAGUUAAUGAAAGAAGGUAUUAGUUUACCUCAACUGAACAAGCCCGAUGUUCCAAUAGAGACUUCGUUGACGGUAUCUCAAAGAAUGAUGAGUGCUAGUGCAGGAUCGAUUUUAACGGCUUUUAUACUAACACCUUUUGAUGUGAUUAGAAUUAGAAUGCAACAACAAGAGAUCUUACCUGAUUCUUAUCCAUGUUGUGUUGAUAAGAUCAAAAAUAAUGAAAUCAAUGGCUCAAGUAAUUUAACAAAAGUGCCAGCAUCCUCCUUUAAACAUAUAAAAUCCCCUGAAUCAGAUUUGUUCUGGUUAGAUAAAGAAUAUUGUAAAUCAAGUAACAAUUGUUCUAAAAUAGAUUCAACAUUUCAAGGAUUUAAAAUCAUAGCUAAGAAUGAAGGUAUCAAGACCUUAUGGAGAGGGAUGCCUUUGACUUUGAUCAUGGCAGUUCCUGCUAAUGUAGUAUAUUUUACCGGUUAUGAAUAUGCCAGAGAUCAUUCCCCUAUUAAAGCAUCAUCCAUCAAUUCAUUACUUUGUGGUUCGAUAGCAAGGUUAGUGGCUGCAACUUCCAUAGCUCCUAUAGAAUUAGUCAAAACUAGAGUUCAAUCCAUUCCAUCAUCUUUAUCAUCCACAUCAGCUUCAUCAAUCUCAAGAUCAGUGAUGUCAGAUUUGUGGAGUCAAACUAAAACCAGAGGUUUACAUUCAUUAUUCACUGGUUUAUCUAUAACUCUUUGGAGGGAUGUGCCUUUUUCGGGUAUUUACUGGUCAUUAUAUGAAACGCUGAAAUCACAUAUUGGUAGUUUAUUAGCAGUAGACUUUAAUAAUACCACCACAGAAAAUAAUUGGAAGGUUUUCACCACAAGUUUCUUAUCAGGAUCAUUAAGUGGAUCAGUAGCUGCUAUAGCCACCCAUCCUUUCGAUGUAGGUAAAACUAGAUUACAAAUUACUCAGUCUGAAAGUCAUCUGAAUGUAGGUAAGUAUUUAUUGAACAUUUGGAAGAAUGAAGGUUUCAGUGCAUUAUUCGGAGGUUUAGGACCAAGAGUUUUAAAGGUAGCUCCAUCUUGUGCUAUAAUGAUAUCUUCUUAUGAAAUCAGUAAACAAUUCUUCAAAAUGAGUGCAUUACAAACUUUAUAG
Molecule: messenger RNA, 1134 nt
Organism: Yamadazyma jaroonii
Lineage: Eukaryota; Fungi; Ascomycota; Pichiomycetes; Serinales; Debaryomycetaceae
Source: the annotation of a GenBank genome assembly